UUAAGAGCUACAAGGAGAGGCGAGAGAGAUGCUGGCCUCCACUACGGCUAGAGCGACCGUGAGAAGACACAGGAACUUCCGGGGCGGAGCUCUCUGGUGUUUUCAUUUCCGUGGGGGAAAUGUGGGCUGCUGGCGCCGUGAAAGUUCGCGGUUGCUUGGCUGACUUUUCCGUCACUUUGAGACGGUGCUUGAAAUUGGGAGCGGCAAUGGCAAAGAGCAAGUUCGAGUACGUGCGGGACUUCGAGGCUGACGACACAUGCCUUUCCCACUGCUGGGUGGUGGUGCGGCUGGACGGCAGGAAUUUCCAUCGGUUUGCUGAGAAGCACAACUUUACAAAACCUAAUGACAGCCGUGCUCUCCAUCUAAUGACUAAAUGUGCCCAAACCGUAAUGGAAGAACUGGAGGAUAUUGUGAUUGCAUAUGGGCAGAGUGAUGAGUACAGCUUUGUGUUCAAGCGGAAAAGUAAUUGGUUUAAAAGAAGAGCCAGUAAGUUUAUGACACACGUGGUCUCCCAGUUUGCCUCCAGCUAUGUGUUUUACUGGCGGGAUUACUUUGAGGACCAGCCCCUUCUGUAUCCCCCAGGCUUUGAUGGAAGAGUCGUGGUGUAUCCUAGCAACCAGACUUUAAAGGACUAUCUCAGCUGGCGGCAAGCAGAUUGUCACAUCAAUAAUCUUUAUAAUACAGUUUUCUGGGCACUUGUACAGCAGUCUGGAUUAACACCAAUACAAGCCCAAGAGAGAUUACAGGGAACUCUUACAGCAGACAAGAAUGAGAUUUUAUUUUCUGAAUUCAACAUCAACUACAAUAAUGAGCCACUGAUGUAUAGGAAGGGAACUGUGUUGAUAUGGCAGAAGGUGGAUGAAGUCAUGACAAAAGAAGUUAGGCUGCCAGCAGAAAUGGAAGGAAGAAAGAUGGUGGUGACCCGGACCCGGACUAAGGCGGUGCCCUUACACUGUGAUGUCAUUGGGGAUGCUUUCUGGAAGGAACAUCCAGAAAUCCUACAUGAAGACAGCUGACCCUUUGCUUUUCAUUACUGGUGUGCUUGACCAUGCAGGGUCCCUCAAGUCUCCUGGCCUUAGGUGGCCGUAGCAUCUGUGCCAUGCAGAACAGUGUCCUGGGAGUGACAUGACUCUGGUUGGGAGGGGAACAGAGAAAGAAGGGAUGAAUGUGGGUGGUGUAUCUUGUUCUGCUUUAAGUGGAACACCUAUUUUUCAGUGUUGAAACAUGGUUCCUUUGGUAGAAGUAUACUAUUUUUAUAAAGCAAGAACUAUUUUAUGC
Molecule: messenger RNA, 1278 nt
Organism: Lipotes vexillifer (Yangtze River dolphin)
Lineage: Eukaryota; Metazoa; Chordata; Mammalia; Artiodactyla; Lipotidae
Gene: THG1L
Product: tRNA-histidine guanylyltransferase 1 like
Exons: 6
Coding region: 120-1016 (298 amino acids)
Biological process (GO): tRNA modification
Molecular function (GO): magnesium ion binding; tRNA guanylyltransferase activity
Source: RefSeq, a predicted model, not a curated record